Molecule: messenger RNA, 807 nt
Organism: Chiloscyllium plagiosum (whitespotted bambooshark)
Lineage: Eukaryota; Metazoa; Chordata; Chondrichthyes; Orectolobiformes; Hemiscylliidae
Source: RefSeq, a predicted model, not a curated record
GACAGCAGGGAGAGUGGAGAAAGAGUUGGAGAAAGAGUUGGAGAGUCGAUCACCUCUCUGCUGGCAAAAUGAAAAUUAUUCUGUUUUUGUUUGCUGCAGCCCAGAUUCUUUAUCAAUCUGAUUCGGUAGGUCCAUGCGAACCAACUACCAUUCCCGUGAUUGAUUCAGUCUUGAAUGCUACAACUGCAAGGGUGAAUACACUUUUCGCAAUGGGUAACCCCUUGACUAUUGUGAACUGUAGAGUAACAAAUAUUAAUGAAAGUGGAAGCUUUAUACUUAAGCUGGAUUUAGCCUUUGAUGUGCAGGAAGCUGCAUCCAGCAUUGCCCCUGGAAUGAAUCUCUCAAGUGCUUCUUUUGAUCUACAGAUAAACUUGACUUGCACAAGCCAAGUCAUUAUUGAGAAUACCACCAUUGACAUAGUUUCUCUAGUUUGUAACUCAACUUCCACAAACUCGACACCUGAACCAUCUGCAACGCCAACACCAGGGCCAACGUCAACACCAGAAACAACACCAACGUCAACACCGGAGCCAAUGACAACACCAACGCCAGAACCAAUGACUUCAACGAAAAGAAAGCCACCAUCAUCAUCAGAAAGCAAUGAAUCAAUAGACAGCAAUGAAUCGUCAGAAAGCAAUGAAUCAUCGGAUAGCAAUGAAUCAUAAUCACAAAACAGUGAUUGAGAAGAAAGUAAAAAGCCUCGGUAUUUUUGUUUUAACUGAUAAAAAAAAUGCAAAGGCCUGCAAUGAGUUGCAAUUUCUUGACAAAUAAAAGUAAAGAUCAGCUGAUUCUCAGUGCAAAAAGUUA